UUGUGUAUUGUUAAGACUCCAGGAUAAGGGUGCUUUUUUGCUGAAUGAAACGAUAAUAUGAAAUUGGUGUCUGUCCCUUUAAAAAUCCUCAUGCAGGUUGAUUCCCUGACGUCACCUUCUACUAAAGGCUGAGAGGAGAGAAAGGGAGAGAGAGGAGGAGGAGAGAGAGAAUAGCAUCUGCUGAACUGCUAUGGAAGAGCAGAGGGACCGUGAGCACAGCAGCACACACAGGGCACAGAAUGUGGAGAGCCGACAAAGACAGAUGGAUUCUAACUCAUAUGGUGUGGAGCAAUGUGUGUUUGUGGCACCUCCUUCUCCUGAGCCACCCUCUAGACCUACUUCUUUGACCUCUCCUCGACUCAGCCCUGCAGGAUCAGGAAGAUCUCAACCUGAGGGAUCUAGUGGAUCACAAACUCCCCUCCCAGUAAUGCAGUUAUCUAUCCGUCCCAUGUCUCCAGUUGGCUCAUCUGCACCUGAUCGAUCCCAGCCAGAGGGAUCCCAGAGAAUUCAUCCAGUGGGAUCUCCACUCAAUCCUAGGAUGGAAUCUGGCAGAUCACAGCCAGAGGGCUUCUGUUCUGGCCUUCUAUCCCCAACUCAACAGUACCGACCAAUACCACCUCCUCCAUCCUCUCCUCAUCGGUCUCCAGCUCCUAGCCCCAGAGAAUCUCCAGAACGUAGGCGAUCACUCCAUACAUCUACACCUACAAAACCACAGGAGCCACUUCAAAUGCCUGAUCCCUGCCGACUUGCACAAGAGGAGACAGAAAGGUCACCUUUCAACAGGUUAGCGGCAGGUAGUGACCAAGAAAAACCUGGUGAGAAUUUUAGAAUUUAUGUCAUCACAUGGAAUGUUGGCUGUUCCGUGCCUCCUGAUGACCUCACAUCCCUACUCUGCCUCAAUGCUGGAGAUGGCAAAACUGACAUGUUUGUGAUUGGGUUGCAGGAGGUUAAUUCUAUGAUUAAUAAGCGUCUAAAGGAUGCGCUCUUCUCUGACCAGUGGAGUGAGGCCUUCAUGGAUGUCCUAAGUCCUUUUAGCUAUGUGUUGGUCAGCACAGUGAGAAUGCAGGGCUGCCUUUUGCUGGUGUUUGCCAAGUAUUUUCACCUACCUUUUCUGAGAGAUGUCCAGACUGACUGUACAAGGACUGGCUUAGGAGGAUAUUGGGGAAACAAAGGUGGAGUCAGUAUCAGAAUGGCCCUGUUUGGUCACAUGGUUUGUUUUCUGAACUGCCAUUUGCCAGCUCACAUGGAGAAUUCUGAUCAGCGGGUCGAUAAUUUUGAGAGCAUCCUACAGCUUCAACAGUUCCAGGGGCCCUUGGCAAAUGGUGUGCUGGAUCAUGAUCUAGUGUUCUGGUUUGGAGAUCUGAACUUCCGCAUAGAAGAUCUGGAUUUGCAUUUUGUGAAAUCUGCCAUUCAAGGCAAUAAGUUUGCUCUUUUGUGGGAGAAGGACCAGUUGAACAUGGCAAAAUAUUUUGAGCCUGUGUUGAGUGGAUUUAUGGAGGGUCCUCUAACAUUCCCCCCCACAUACAAAUUUGACGUUGGUACAAACACAUAUGAUACUAGCUCCAAGAAGAGGAAGCCAGCCUGGACUGAUCGUAUCUUGUGGAAAAUUAAGUUUCCAAUUUCUCAAAACACCGGGGAAAGUGCAGGGAUAAUCAGCUCCGAGUCAGAAGACCUGUCAGUAACCUUACUCAGCUAUGGUAGUCACAUGCAAUAUACAGAGAGUGACCACAAGCCUGUUUCUGCCAUUUUCUCAAUGCAGUUUUCUACAAGCCACGUGGCCCCUCUUGUUCAUCUGUUGGUACGUGAUGAGUGGCUACAUCCUGAAGAUGCGUGUGCCACCUACAGAUGUUCCCCAAUCUAUAUGAAGAGCUCAUGGGAUUGGAUUGGACUUUACAAGGUUGGAUUUCGACAUCACAAAGAUUAUGUGUCCUAUGUGUGGGCAAAGUCUGAAGAAGAUAUUGAUGGAGAAAGGCACCAACACCAGGUAAUCUUUUGUGAGGAAUCACUGCCCAAGGGUACUGGCGAAUAUCUACUUGGUUAUUACAGCAACAACCUUGGCACAUUGAUUGGGGUUACUGAGCCAUUCCAGAUUGCUUUGCCUGGUUCUGAAGCCAGUACCCCUUCUGAUAGCUCAGACUCCAGCUCAGAAGAGGAUAAUAGCACCCAGGUCCUUCUCCGACCGAAAUCCCGCAGUCCUAGCCCAGCUGCUGCUCGUUCUCCUAGGAGCCGAAGUCCAGCACUUGCCCGCUUGCAUGACCUCAUUCUUCCUGGCUCUUCACGCCAAAAGAGCCGUAGCCCUUCACCCCAUGGAGCCAAAAGCCCCAGACAGGAGAGAUCCCAAAGGCCCCGAUCUAGGGAACUCGCCCGUGACAACAAGGGUACCAAAGAGCACAGUUCACAUCACUCUCAGUACAUCUCUAUUCCCACUCCAAGGCCAGCUGUGGAGGGCCAAGGCUACAAUCCAAAAGAAGCCACUGUCCUGUUACCUAAUUCACCAUCACAAAUGGCCAAACUGCACAUCACUGCUCCAUCACAACACCCAGAGUGAAAUAGCCGUCCAAAGGGAAAGCAGAGGGUGUUGUAGGAGCAUUGCCUCCAGUUAUUGUUUGCACUAGGUUGAAAAUUUGCAAUGGUCUGUGUAUUGUCACAUACAACAUUUCUGCACUGAGCAUUAUAUAGGUAUAUGUGUUUUGUUUUUUUUAUAGUAUAGAUUUAAAUGUGAAUGUGCACAAUCAAUAUUUCACUUUCAGGACUUUCAGAGUUACAAAAAGGUAACAAUUGUUUUCACGUGUUUCAAAGAGUCUUAACAGUUCUUCUUUCAGGCAUAUAACAAAAGAACCUAUAGCAAAAAAUCCAAAUAUUUUCUUUAUUUUGUCUGUUAAAAUGAGUAGCAAUCUCAGCAAAUAUUUUUUUUGGUGUUCCUUGUAUUAGAUCCCAAACAUUGCCAGUAUCUACAAAGCUGAGAUAAAAGUAGCACUAUAUUUAAUUAAAAAAUAAAUUACAUACAAAUAGA
This is a messenger RNA of Spea bombifrons (plains spadefoot toad), 3013 nucleotides long. RefSeq names its product inositol polyphosphate-5-phosphatase J (gene INPP5J). The transcript has 13 exons. NCBI's taxonomy places the organism in Eukaryota, Metazoa, Chordata, Amphibia, Anura, Pelobatidae. Gene Ontology annotation, cellular component: cytoplasm; plasma membrane; ruffle. Gene Ontology annotation, biological process: phosphatidylinositol dephosphorylation; negative regulation of peptidyl-serine phosphorylation. The record is from RefSeq and is a predicted model, not a curated record. Gene Ontology annotation, molecular function: phosphatidylinositol-4,5-bisphosphate 5-phosphatase activity; phosphatidylinositol-3,4,5-trisphosphate 5-phosphatase activity. The coding region runs from base 191 to 2548 and encodes 785 amino acids.